CUUUAGUUUUCCUAAAAGAGGCGUUACGUACAUGACAGCAUGACAUAACGUUCAAGAUCAGGACUGCAGCUAGACACACUGCUAGUGCCUGAGCGUGUGUUUUACAGUAAAAUCUCUCUUUCUAAGUGGACUUGACCAAGAGCCUUUCAACUCGCCGAUAUGUCUGAUGCUAUAAAAAAUGUGGCAGUAUUCGGCUGCACGGGGAUGACGGGGUUAGCGACCUUACCUAUUGCAGUGACCGCAGGUUACAAUGUGACGGUGCUGGUGAGAGACGCUGCAAGGCUCCCUCCAGACCACAAGGCCUCCAGAGUGGUGGUGGGAGAUGUUUUGAACAAAGAUGAUGUUAAGAAGACACUGGAGGGUCAGGAUGCUGUCAUCAUCAUUCUGGGGACAAGAAAUGAUCUUAGUCCCACAACGAUGAUGUCUGAGGGAACACGGAACAUUCUGGAGGUCAUGAAAGCCCGUGGAAUCCGCAAAGUUGUUGCAUGCAUGUCAGCAUUCCUCCUGUGGGAUCGUGCCAGAGUUCCUCCUCGUCUGGUGCCGGUCACUGAAGAUCAUGACAGAAUGUACACUGUCCUGAAGGAGUCAGGACUGGACUAUGUAGCGGUCAUGCCUCCACAUAUUGCUGAUGACAAGCCUCUGACAGAAAAAUACACCGUGACUGAGAACAUGUUAAAAGGAAGAGUCAUCUCCAAAUAUGACCUGGGCCAUUUCUUUGUCAAGUGCCUUUCUACUUCUGAAUGGGAUGGAAAGACAGUUGGAGUUUGUGGAGAAUAUAGUUAAUCUACUCAGGGCUUUGUUUAAAUGUAUUGUCAUUAAAGGUGCACUCAGUAGUUUUAGUGUAUUUUGCACUGUCCAAAAUGACUUUAUUUUUGAGAGGCUGUUCACUGCAGAGACAAUGGGUGGAGUUUGAAAGUCCAGCCAUACCCUAACCCUACCCAUAACCCUAUCCCUAAACAUAACUAGGUCAAGCUCCACCCAUUAUGUCCAGAGAGGGGGACAUCAUUUAACAGGUUGUUACUGAUAACAGAGAAACGAAAAAAAAAAUUAAAAAAAAUGAUUGAUUGCAUUUUUUUCAUGAACGCAUAUGCUGUCCAGUAAUAAUUGUACUUUUAGUUAAUCAUUGUUUUGAAUUUCAUUUAAAAGUUAUUUUGUACUAAAAAACAGAUGGCUGGAUUGAAGAAUUCCUCACUGUUUUUGUUUUGCCUUAAGAAACAUUGAAUUAAAAUCUAGGCUAUGUAAUUUGCAUAAUAAUGUAGAUUUUUUUUUUUUUCUGUUUUUAAAUAAAGAAGUUUUUUUCUUGUUUUUCUUUUUA
Messenger RNA from Ctenopharyngodon idella (grass carp), 1315 nucleotides. RefSeq names its product biliverdin reductase B (gene blvrb). The transcript has 5 exons. NCBI's taxonomy places the organism in Eukaryota, Metazoa, Chordata, Actinopteri, Cypriniformes, Xenocyprididae. The record is from RefSeq and is a predicted model, not a curated record. The coding region runs from base 160 to 783 and encodes 207 amino acids.